GGCGCUCUCGCGAGAGCUGCGGCGCCGGAGCCAACAUGGCGGAAGAGGAGGUGGCCAAGCUGGAGAAGCACCUGCUGCUGCUCCGCCAGGAGUACGUGAAGCUGCAGAAGAAGCUGGUGGACACGGAGAGGAGGUGCAGCCUCCUGGCUGUGGAGGCCAACCAGGACAAUGCCAGCGACACCUUCAUCAGCCGGCUGCUCAGCAUCGUGGCUGAGCUCUACCAGCAGGAGCAGUACAGUGAUCUGAAGAUAAAGGUUGGGGACAAGCACAUCAGAGCUCACAAAUUCGUGCUGGCGGCGCGCAGUGACACGUGGAGCCUCGCCAACCUCGCCUCCACCGACGAGCUGGACCUGUCAGCAGAUGCUGACCCAGAGGUAACCAUGGCAAUGCUGAGGUGGAUCUACACAGAUGAACUGGAGCUCAGAGAAGAUGAUAUCUUCCUGACAGAGCUCAUGAAACUGGCUAAUAAAUUCCAGCUCCAGCUGCUUAGGGAAAGAUGUGAAAAAGGAGUCAUGUCACUAGUUAAUGUCAGGAACUGCAUCCGUUUCUACCAGACUGCUGAGGAGCUGAGUGCCAGCACCCUCCUGAACUACUGUGCAGAGAUCAUUGCCAGUCACUGGGACGACCUGCGGAAGGAAGAUUUCAGCAGCAUGAGUGCCCAGUUACUGUACAAGAUGUUCAAGUCCAAGACAGAGUAUCCUCUGCACAAGGCCAUUAAAGUGGAGAGGGAAGAUGUGGUCUUCUUGUACCUUAUAGAAAUGGAUUCGCAGCUUCCUGGGAAGCUCAAUGAACUGGAUCCCAAUGGAGACCUGGCUCUGGACCUGGCCCUGGCCCAGCGGCUGGAGGGCAUUGCCACCACCCUGGUGGCCCACAAGGCUGACGUGGACAGGGCAGACUCCAGGGGCUGCAGUCUGCUGCACAAAGCCAUCCACAGGGGAGAUAAAUUCGCUGCAAACUUUCUCAUUAAAAACGGUGCCCGUGUGAACGCUGCUACCCUGGGGGACCAGGAGACCCCUCUGCACCUCGUGGCCUCCUACAGCCCCAAGAAACACUCCCCUGAUGUCAUGGCAGAGAUGGCACAGAUUGCAGAGUCCCUCCUGCAGGCAGGAGCCAACCCAAACAUGCAGGACAGCAAAGGCAGGACCCCGUUACACGUGUCCAUUGUGGUGAGGAACGAGCCUGUGUUCAGUCAGCUGCUCCAGUGCAAGCAACUAGACUUGGAGCUGAAGGAUCACGAGGGAAGCACAGCUCUGUGGCUGGCAGUUCAGUACAUCACCGUGUCGUCUGACCAGUCUGUGAACCCCUUCGAGGAUGCCCCUGUUGUGAAUGGAACCUCCUUUGACGAGAACAGCUUCGCAGCGAGGCUGAUCCAGCGAGGCAGCAACACAGAUGCUCCAGACACAGUGACAGGAAACUGCUUGCUUCAGAGGGCAGCUGGUGCAGGAAAUGAGGCAGCUUCUCUCUUCCUAGCAACCCACGGGGCAAAAGUCAACCACCAAAACAAACGGGGAGAAACCCCCCUGCACACAGCCUGCAGGCACGGCCUGGCAAACCUGACAGCAGAACUGCUGCAGCAGGGAGCCAAUCCCAACAUCCAGACAGCAGAGGCAGUGCUUGGGCAGAAGGAUUCAUCUGCUCCUCCAACAGCAGAGAAUGUUCACCUGCAGACUCCCCUCCACAUGGCCAUCGCUUACAAUCACCCAGAUGUGGUGUCAGUCAUCCUGGAACAAAAAGCUAAUGCUCUUCAUGCCACCAACAACCUGCAAAUUAUUCCUGACUUCAGUCUGAAGGACUCGAGGGACCAGACUGUGCUGGGCCUGGCUCUUUGGACAGGCAUGCACACCAUCGCAGCUCAGCUGCUGGGAUCGGGGGCCUCCAUCAACGACACCAUGGCAGAUGGGCAGACUCUGCUGCACAUGGCCAUCCAGAGGCAGGACAGCAAGAGUGCCCUCUUCCUGCUGGAACAUCAGGCAGAUAUCAAUGUCAGGACACAGGACGGAGAGACGGCCCUGCAGUUGGCCAUCAAAAACCAGCUCCCUCUGGUGGUGGAUGCCAUCUGUACCAGGGGAGCAGACAUGUCCGUGCCAGAUGAGAAGGGAAAUCCUCCCCUGUGGCUUGCCCUGGAAAACAACCUGGAAGACAUUGCAUCAACCCUGGUCAGGCAUGGCUGUGAUUCAACCUGCUGGGGGCCAGGACCAAGUGGCUGCCUCCAAACCCUCCUGCACAGGGCUAUUGAUGAGAACAGUGAACAGAUUGGAUGCUUCCUCAUCCGCAGUGGGUGUGAUGUGAACAGUCCCAGAAAGCCGGGCCCGAAUGGAGAGGGAGAAGAGGAGGCUCAUGAUGGACAGACACCCCUCCACUUGGCAGCCUGCUGGGGCCUGGAAGAGGUGAUCCAGUGCCUUCUGGAGUUUGGUGCCAAUGUCAAUGCUCAGGAUGCAGAAGGAAGAACUCCAAUCCACGUUGCCAUUAGCAACCAGCAUAAUGUUAUCAUUCAGCUGAUGAUUUCCCAUCCUGAUAUCAAGCUGAAUGUCCGUGACAGGCAGGGAAUGACUCCCUUUGCUUGUGCCAUGACGUACAAAAACAAUAAAGCAGCUGAAGCGAUCCUGAAGAGGGAACCAGGAGCUGCUGAACAGGUCGAUAACAAAGGCCGGAAUUUCCUGCACGUGGCUGUUCAGAACUCUGACAUCGAGAGCGUGCUGUUCCUGAUCAGUGUCCAGGCUCAUGUGAACUCCAGGGUCCAGGAUGCCUCCAAGCUGACCCCUCUGCACCUGGCAGUGCAGGCUGGCUCCGAGAUCAUCGUGCGCAACCUGCUGCUUGCAGGGGCCCAGGUGAAUGAGCUGACCAAGCACCGCCAGACUGCCCUGCACCUGGCAGCACAGCAAGACCUGCCCACCAUCUGCUCAGUCCUUCUGGAGAAUGGAGUGGACUUUGCAGCUGUAGAUGAAAAUGGGAAUAAUGCUCUUCAUCUGGCAGUGAUGCAUGGGCGGCUGAACAACAUCCGGGUGCUCCUCACAGAGUGCAAUGUGGAUGCAGAAGCCUUUAAUAUCAGAGGCCAGUCACCAAUGCAUAUUUUGGGACAAUAUGGGAAAGAUAAUGCAGCAGCCAUCUGUGACCUCUUCUUGGAGUGUAUGCCAGAGUACCCUCUAGACAAACCUGAUGCUGAAGGAAACACAGUGCUGCUCUUGGCUUACAUGAAGGGAAAUGCCAACCUGUGUCGUGCAAUAGUGAGAGCUGGGGCUCGGCUUGGGGUCAACAACAACCAGGGAGUCAACAUCUUCAACUACCAAGUUGCUACAAAACAGCUGCUCUUCAGGCUGCUGGAUAUGCUGACAAAAGAACCUCCCUGGUGUGAUGGCUCCAACUGCUAUGAGUGCACUGCCAAAUUCGGAGUCACGACAAGGAAACAUCACUGCCGACACUGUGGACGCCUGCUCUGCCAUAAGUGCUCAACAAAGGAGAUUCCCAUCAUCAAAUUUGAUCUGAACAAGCCAGUCCGAGUUUGCAACAUCUGCUUUGAUGUCCUGACUCUGGGAGGAGUCUCCUAGUAUGGUGUGGAAGGAAAGGGAUUCCCAGUCAGUGCUCCUGACAGCAGCUCUGCUUACAAGCCCUCUGGAUAGGGAAGAGGAGGCCUAUACACGUCUUCUGCAAUAGACUGAACUAAUUAAGGACCCUGUUAUGAUAUACUCUGGUAUAAAUGACUUUGUAUGACUGUAAAUGUAUCAGGCUGUGAUAGACUUCACUAGGAAUUUGAGUGGAUCGUGGCAACCAAGUGACAAAAGAACUUAGACCCUCUUCUAGUUGCAGUGGGGUAUGGAAGCUGAACUGGAGACUGAAUCGAUGCAAAACAGGUGUGUCCUUGACAUGGUGCUUUGCACUGAGCAACUCUAUUAAGUCCUGUGGCUUUCAGGCUGCUUAGUAGAGAUGGCAUUAAGUUUCAGGGUAACCAGGUUAUCUUCCUUUGCUUUGUCUUAAAGAUAAACGUUCCCCUUCUCUAGAGAAGACUUCUUGUGAAGCUAAACUGAGCUAUUGCAACCACUGUUCAUUUCAAGAAACUCUUCACACCCAGGGUAGUUCUAAGUAGAGCUCCAGAAUUGUGGCCUUACAACAGAAAGCUUUACACCAUCUGAUGCAGAGCAGUCAGAAUUGCAGACCCACAUCUUGAUACCUCCUCAGCAAAGUCUCAUCAGCUUUAGCAUGUUCAGGAGAAGUGCAGGAUUGUUUGAGGCAGUAAAUGCUCUUGCUCAUCCCUGCUAGAACCGUCGGUCCUCGUUGCACUUUCCUUUUCACGUCGCUGGUCCUUCCAGUCCAGGGAACUCGUGUCAGUGGCUGAGUUUGCUGAAGGAGGAACACUAAACCUGGGCCAGCAGACUCAGCACAGCAAUAAAUGCUGAAGUGCAUUAGGAACCCAGGAGGGACAGCAGCACUCCCUGGGUUCCCAGGGCCUGCUGUGAGCCCUGCCAGUGUGCACUGGGCUGCACUCCAGACACUACAUUUGGGGCCGUGUUCAGCAGGGUGGUUGGUCAGUGGGAGUGCACCUGGAGGCUUCCUGUUAGGAGAAAGCUGCAGUGUUCUAAUCUAGGCUGGGCAUGCUCUAUUAAACAAUGGUUGUCUGGGAAAACCCAGCACCACGUUGUGCAGGUAAACAGGAAAGGACUUUGCUGGUAGACCAAGUUGUGAUUUGGUGGGCAGAGGCUUCAGUUAGGAAAAAUGGGUACGUGAGCAAAAGUCCAUGCCAUGCCAAGGCUCUUUUUAUCCCAAGAGAUGAACCUAGUUUAGACUCAGCUCAGCAUUCCUCACCUGUGCUCCAUGAACUGGUGUGCACUGAUUUAAUGACUGUUAUCUCCAGUGAACACAGGGACACUUGGUGACACGUUGCCCUGUUUGGAAUAGUGACUUGUCAGUCUUUGAGAGUCAGAUGAGAUGAUAAACCAGGCCAGAUGAUAAACCAGACUGCUGCUGCAGGGGAGACUUGCUUGAGGUUUUUCUCAAACUUGUACAAGGAGAGGAUAGCAGAGGGUGUAACUGCUGAUGUUUGCACAAUGAAUUCACGUCAAGUCUCACUUGAUCUGCACUUUGAUCUCCCAAGAUGCACACGUUGUAACUGGAAUCACCCCUGUAACACCGGGAGGAAUAAUGGAUGACAAUACAAGUCUCCCUCAGUGUUUGAUGGCUGCUGCUGUCCUGUUCCAGCAGAAUGCCCUGGGUGACACAGCUGGGCUCUUAACACAGUUCCUGAUCCAAAGGGUGCAUCUCUGGUGUAGCAUUGUAGGUGAAUGUGGGGAAACAGUGGUGUCAGUUAAUGCUGGUGACAGAACUAAUAAUGUCAGUCAACAGCAAGUCUGGGUUCUUUGAGUGAAAUAGGUGAUGGCAAACAUUGUACUUUUAGUCCAUUGCUUUCUGAUGUUUCAGGGUGUCAGUGGCUCUACGUCUGUAGCAGUGAAAGUUAAUGAUGGAGAGAGUGCAUUUGUGAAAGACUCCUGACUGUAGAGUGUCCCAUGGGAACACGGUGACUGCGGUGCUGGGGAGGGUAAAUGUGUGCUCAGAACGCUUCCAGACACUGGCAGAGGAGUGGUUUUCCAAGGCCACAGCCUGGGGACUUCAACUCAACUGGAAAACUGCACAACUGCACUGGAACAUCACUCUUUCAGUGACUUCUCUGCAAGGGGCAAAGGGAACAGGGAGCUCAGCUCUAACAGAAUAAGCUUUUAACUGAUGGAAAAAUGUGGAUCUGGUGAAAACUCAACUGAAUGGCAAGUUUAAGGCUGGCUAGUUACUCUUUUGGAAAGUAGAAUAUUAAUUAAAACUGUGUAAAACUCUGGGAAAGAUUUGGGAAACCAUCUGUAGCGCUCCUGGUUUGCUGUGUACAGCCAGUGCUGUCCCAGCUUUCUUUCUGAAGUCUGAAAGUUAAGGUUAUUGAUAAAUGUACAGUCUGAAGAGUUCAUUAAAGCAACUAAAUUCAGCAAAUUUGAUCAUUUUAAAGUGCCUUUGAGAUAGUUUCCUUCCAGCCAACUCUGAACAGCUUUCUGCCAGAGCUAAAGGGGAAAAGCUCACAGCUUGAACCAAAACCCAAGUCAGUUCUUUCCUAGUUCAGCUGAGGAGGUUGAUCCACCCAACAAGUGGUGUGGUGGGACUGAGCCCCUCACACUCUGCCCAGCUCUGUCUGAGCUCUCAGGCCUCUGGCACUCCUGGGACAUUGCUGGCAAUGCUCCCCUGCAGGGCACAGAUGGGAGCCAGGCACGUGGGGUCAACACAUUUCCAGCUCUAAAAACUGCUCCUCCCUUUUUGUAGCAUUAACACAGUGGUGACCAAACCCCCACCCCCUCCCCCUGCUGUCUCUUAGUGGUUUCUAUUAAUUUGAAGUCUGCCCAGCCUUGAACAAAAGGGUAAAUGGAAGGCAAAGGGGUGUCCUGGGAAGCGCUGCUGCCACCCCAGGCUCCAGGCACGUGGGCUGGGCUGCCUGGGCAGUCGGGUGCUUCAGUUGCUGUAGCUUUUUGUUCUGAGACUGGAUUCCUUUUGACUGCAGCCACCCAGCACUCUUACACAAGCACAAACCGUGGUCUGGCUGAGAUGUUGUGUCUCUGUGAGAGGCGCAGUCACCCUUUCACACCACUGAGUGGAGUGAGAAGGUCGGUGUUGAAGGUACUGCAGAGUUGCUGGCUAAAAGCUGACCUGCCUUAAUGACUUCCUGUGCUGGAGAUUAACAGCUUGUACAACUGCUCAGUAGUGCUUCUAAACUAACAUGGAACAGUGUGGGAGGCCAAGGCUGGAUUGUUGUGUAGAUCAAAUGUUAAUAGGCAAGUCCUCUCUUGUCUGUAACCAGCAGAGGUGGGCACUGCAGCAAACUUGUCUCUAGAAAAAUCAAAGCUUGUAUGAGUGACAGAAGUAACUCUGAACCUUCUAAUACCCUCUGUGAAAUAGAAAAGGAAGUCUUAGAACAAUGGCAUUUUAUCUGCAAUGUUUGUCUGGAGUCAGUGUAAAAAUGUAUUUUUCCAAUAUGCAUUACUUUGUUGUGUAAUGAUUCUACUUGUAAUAAAAUGCAGAACUAGA
Molecule: messenger RNA, 7047 nt
Organism: Myiozetetes cayanensis
Lineage: Eukaryota; Metazoa; Chordata; Aves; Passeriformes; Tyrannidae
Gene: ANKFY1
Product: ankyrin repeat and FYVE domain containing 1
Exons: 25
Coding region: 36-3545 (1169 amino acids)
Molecular function (GO): metal ion binding; protein binding
Source: RefSeq, a predicted model, not a curated record